This is a messenger RNA of Ramularia collo-cygni, 639 nucleotides long. RefSeq lists its product as uncharacterized. The transcript has a single exon. Gene Ontology annotation, molecular function: ubiquitin protein ligase activity. Lineage: Eukaryota; Fungi; Ascomycota; Dothideomycetes; Mycosphaerellales; Mycosphaerellaceae. Gene Ontology annotation, cellular component: nucleus. The record is from RefSeq and is a predicted model, not a curated record. Bases 1 to 639 code for a protein of 212 amino acids.
AUGAUGCAAGAGGAACGCUCGGCGAAAUCGGAAUUACCUUCUUUUUGGGUGCCGGGAGAAACUCCCUCGAACCAGAGGAAAUCAGAGGGAAAAGUGGGCAAGGUACAUCCUACUUGUCCCGCGGCCGAGAAUUCGAAACCUCAUGAUUUCGCGCUGAGGUCUUUGAUUACGGUGCGGUUUACUGAGGAACGACAGACAUCCUCCUCGAAGGAGUCUGGCACGGGAGAAGGGGCCACGGAAGAUGAAAAAUGGGAAAUGAAGAGAAUGUGUCCGGCUUGCCAUAAAGUCCUCUCGAACUCUACAAAAGCUAUCCUGGCGAAACCGUGUGGACAUGUGCUUUGCAAACCUUGCAGUGCGAGGUUUCAGAAAGUCGAGGGGAAGAGUGCGCAUGAUGUUGUUGUUGUUGGGGAGGGGGAUGGAGAAGACGAGCAGGCGGGUGUGGUGAGGUGUUAUGUUUGUCAGGAAAAUGUCACGGCGGGGUGGAAGGGGAAGGGGAAGAAGGAGAAGAGGAAGAGGGAUUUGGAGAAGAAGGAGAAGAUUGUUGAGAGGGGUUUGGUGGAGUUGAGUUGUGAGGGGACGGGGUUUGCGGGUGGGGGCAGGAAUGUGGUUAAGAAGGAUGGGUUGAGUUUUCAAUGUUGA